Messenger RNA from Sphaeramia orbicularis (orbiculate cardinalfish), 829 nucleotides. It is a transcript of the gene tmem150b, whose product is annotated as transmembrane protein 150B. Bases 26 to 829 code for a protein of 267 amino acids. Gene Ontology annotation, cellular component: plasma membrane. The record is from RefSeq and is a predicted model, not a curated record. NCBI's taxonomy places the organism in Eukaryota, Metazoa, Chordata, Actinopteri, Kurtiformes, Apogonidae. The transcript is spliced from 7 exons.
UUGAGUCUCAGUUUCGUACUCUAACAUGUGGCUGUGGGCUUUGCUUCCCAUUUGCCUGGCUAUCUUUGGCACUGCUGGAAUUUGGACUGUAUUUGCCAUUUCUGUGUCCAAUGGCUCAGUCAACCUCACUGAAGGAUUCCCUUACAUAAGUGAAUGUGGCUCUUACAACCCCCAGAGUUGUCUCUUCGCCCAGAUCUGCAACAUUUUCUCUAUUUUAGCCCUGUGGGUUGUGGUGAUCCGCUUCCAGCAGGUUAGGGACUACGGUUGUCAUGGAAAGGCCAACAUUAUCAGCAUUAUCUUGGGAUUCACCUCAUGCUUCGGAGUCUCUGUCCUCGGCAAUUUCCAGCAAACGGUCUUACGGAGCGUCCACCUUUUGGGGGCAUUCCUGGCCUUCUUCCUUGGUCUGGGCUACUUCUGGAUGCAGCUGUUUUUAACCUAUCGAGCUCAGCCAUUAAAGGACCGACACUGGGUUGGACCGGUCAGAGUGACCAUCUGCAUCCUCUGUACCGUCCUGGUCAUUGUUAUGACCGUCCUGGUUCAGACAGACCGUCCUUCUCCUGCUGCUGUGUGCGAAUGGGCCUUGGUCAUGUUUUUCUUCUGCCUGUUUGGCCUUUUUGCAGCUGAGUUCAGACACAUUGACUGCCAUAACCUCACGCCUGAAGAAGAACAAGUGGUCGGUGUUGUACCUGAGUCAGAGCGGAAGAGGAGCUUAGGCGGCCCACUGCUCAGCGGAACACUGAGCUGUGCAGGAAAACACCUGGGAGCAGAGGGAGAACAAAUAAACCCAGAGGAGGGAAGAGGAAGACGAGGGAGAGGAGAGGCAGGAUGA